AACACUUUCUCAUUCUGUUUUAAUUUUUUCGAACUGAAACGACAAGUUAGCUCAAUCGCGAACUGAGCUCAAAUAAAACAAAAACACACAAAACUGGAAAAAAACAACCGAGAAAGAAGUUUGUUUAAAGAAAAUUUUAUUUCCACAAAAAUAAUCAAAAGAAAAAAUUAAACACCAAAAUGUCCAACAUCGAAGUGCAACAAUCAUUAACCGAUAAAACAGCAGUAAUCCGAUGUGAAAAUCGUCGAGAAACUUUAAGCAAAAUGCAACUUUUCUUCGAACAGCAAAGAUUCUGUGAUGUCGAAUUAAUAGCUGCCAAAGAUAAUUUUCGUAUAUCUGCUCAUCGGAUUAUACUUUCAGCUGCAAGUGAAUACUUUUUGGGAUUAUUACAAAAACCCGAAAUAACCGAAUUAACCAUUGACGAUGUCGACGGUAAUAUAUUAAAAUUAUUAUUAAAUUUUAUUUACACAGCAUCAAUUGAGAUAUCAAGUGAGACAGUUUACGAUAUUAUGCGUACAUCGAGUUUGUUUAAACUUAACACGGUUGAAGCUGAAUGCUCUGAGUUUCUAUCGAGAUCUCUCGACAAGACAAAUUGCUUGGGAGUAGCCCUCAAUUGCAAAGAGAACAACUAUCGUGAACUCUUUGAAAAAGCUUUCAUGUUUGCCGCACAGCAUUUUAUUCAAAUAAUUGACGAGGAAGAGUUCUUGACUCUGGAAUUAGAGUUGCUUGUUCAACUAUUAAAACGUAAUGAUCUCUGUGUUAGGUCAGAGGAAGAUGUUUUUCGUGGAAUCAUCCGUUGGAUUGAACACGACAAAACAAACCGAGAAAGUCAUUCCAUGGAAUUGUUAUCCUAUUUGCGAUUCCCUCUUUUGACCCCAGAGUUCAUUGUAAAUAAAGUUGGUGACGCUUUGCCAGCUCCUGAGUUUCAGGUUCUUAUUAUGAAGGCAUUGAAAUGGCACAUGUCGCCAGCAAAUCGAGCCUCGCUAUUCAGCGAAGAGCUUUGCCGACCAAGAAACCAGAGAGGUCAGUUGAUUCUGAUCAAAAGUGGCACUGAACUGGAAAUGCCUCUGAAUGCCGAAGUAUUUGAUCCGAUUACUGGCGCUUGGAGUAGCGAGGAAUGGCCUGCAAAGCCAGAACCUUGUUGGUACACCAAUGGUAUUUUAAUUAAUGAAAAAGUCUAUCUGGCUUGCACCACAGUUGUGGGUGGUAGGGAAACCAACUGUGUCCAUUGCUACGAUUUAGAAACCCAAGAGUGGACUGUAUUGCCACCAAUGAUUGGACGUCGUUUUUCAUUUGGAAUGGCUGAAUUGAAUGGUCAGCUGUAUGCUGUUGGUGGUCAUAAUGGAACUGAUAACUUGUACUCUGUUGAAAAAUGGGAUCCUAAUUCGCCACAAAGAUGGCAAGAAGUUGCUCCAAUGCAAAAGGAACGCAAUCAACCUGGAGUGACUGUUUGCAAUGGACUAAUGUAUGCCAUUGGAAGUACUGGUGAUUUUGAUCAUAAUUCAUUUGAAUUCUAUGAUCCACAAACUAAUACAUGGGCUGAAUUAACUCCACCAAUACAAGCUCGCACUUCGGUAGGAUUGUGUGUAGUUAAAGGGCUGCUGUAUGCAGUUGGUGGGCGUACUGAGACUGGCAUUUGUACAAUGAUUGAACGUUAUGACUUUCAGAGUGAUACUUGGUCUGAGAUUUCACCAUCGGGUAAAUUCCAACAAUACAUUCAGUGUGUUACUUGGAUGAAUCGUUUGUUGGUUUUGGUCGAAAUGAAUGAGGGUGAAUUUAAGCAUAUUGUUGAAGAAUAUAAUCCAGAAACUGGCAAAUGGAGGGUUAUUAAUUCGUUUGGAAAAGAUCAUGGCACAGCUAUUUUGGUUUCAAAUAGAAUUUAAAAAUUUUUAAAUUUAAGAAUGUACUGAAUAAAUAAUGAAAUUUCAAAAAUAUAUGUAUUAAAUUUGA
This is a messenger RNA of Episyrphus balteatus (marmalade hoverfly), 1950 nucleotides long. RefSeq names its product kelch-like protein diablo. NCBI's taxonomy places the organism in Eukaryota, Metazoa, Arthropoda, Insecta, Diptera, Syrphidae. The transcript has a single exon. Gene Ontology annotation, molecular function: protein binding. The record is from RefSeq and is a predicted model, not a curated record. Bases 180 to 1883 code for a protein of 567 amino acids.